Molecule: messenger RNA, 1936 nt
Organism: Haliotis rubra (blacklip abalone)
Lineage: Eukaryota; Metazoa; Mollusca; Gastropoda; Lepetellida; Haliotidae
Product: protein jagged-1-like
Exons: 10
Coding region: 1-1758 (585 amino acids)
Biological process (GO): heterophilic cell-cell adhesion; cell communication; establishment or maintenance of epithelial cell apical/basal polarity
Cellular component (GO): protein-containing complex; plasma membrane
Molecular function (GO): calcium ion binding
Source: RefSeq, a predicted model, not a curated record
AUGUUUACCCUGUGUAUUGGUAUUGCUGGCCCUGGAGGAAGACAGCCGUGCUCUGUUUACAAGAGGACCACAAAAUAUGUAGACAACCAUAACACCAUCCCCUUUGGAAGCAGCAUUCAAGGAACUGCAAAUCCUUUCAUCAUACCAGUGGACAAUGCAGUACCGUCCUCGAUAAAAAUAACGGUUGAGGUGUAUGACAAAGAUCACACUUCCAGUGAUGACCACAUGGACACACUCUCUAAGCUGAUCAACAUCCGAGUCGCUGCUACAGAACAGACAGCUAUGUACAACUCAUACACAUUGUCGAGUAGGACGACGUUAAAGAUUGCUGUCCGUGCCUACUGUGACCCGGAAUGGUACGGGUCUGCGUGUGUGAGAAAUAUUGCAAAGGCCACUCCUGACCACAGUCACUACACCUGCCACCCACACACAGGAGCUAAAAUGUGCUUUGAAGGUUGGAAGGGAGACAACUGCAACAAGGACAUCGAUGAAUGCACAGAAAGUGACCAAAUGUGUCAACACGGAGGCACUUGUACAAAUACAAACGGAAGUUUCGAGUGCGCUUGUGCGGAGGGGAUCAAAGGAAAACUAUGUGAAAACAUCAUCAACCAAUGUGCACUGGAGCCAUGUCUGAACGGAGGGACAUGUGACGGAAACGAAUUGGACUUCAAGUGCGCAUGUCUAGUUGAGUGGACUGGAGACACAUGCGCAGAUAAAGUUAAUUUCUGUGACAGUUCCCCUUGUAACAUGGGCCAGUGUACACCGGAUCUCUUGACAGCAACUCGGUUCAAGUGUGACUGUGAUUUUCCUUGGGUAGGGGGGAGAUGCAACCAAAGGGUUGAUAUAUUCAACAUCACACUCUUGGGUGAGAUUGAUCAUACAAGUAGAGGUGACCUGGCUGAUGGCUUCAACAGACUCAUCACAGAACUGGGGGGAAUUCCAGGAAAGGUGACUAUCAAAUUUACAACCAAGGCACAGAGAGAAAACAAUUAUACUUCUACGCACGUACAACUCUACUCUGCUGUGGAAAACGGAUCCUUUCUAGAAAAUGAUUCAUUAGCUAGAAUCUUCGAAUCCAACCCUGAUGAAAUCAUCAAUGAAUAUCUGCCUCUUCCGUUGUACCCUCCCCGAAAAGAAGAGAAGGCAACCUUGGGGAGUCCACAUGACGACGUUGACACAAACCAAUAUGUGUUGGCCAUUCUACCUCCUGUAGGACUUGUCCUGAUGUCUGUACUACUUCUGGUGGCUUCCUGCAUCUGGAGAAGAUCGAACAAGACGGAACAAUGUAGAGACGACAUUCAGCUCGACUCAUUUGCGAUGGACGUGGCAUGCAACCCCCAACCAUCAGGUGCAAUGACAGGAAAUCUCCAGGGGGCAAGCGUAUCUCCUGAUGGUUACACAAGUCUUCGCUUCCUAGGAUCACCCGACACACAAUGUGAUGAGGCAUCCAACGCCCUCCCAACAACUGAAACUGGGGCCUUUGAAUCGGUGAGACCAAGCGGAUAUCCAGAUGGCCACACACGUCUUGGUGACUUCGGAACACUCGAUACACGCCGUCAUGUUACGUCAUACAUCCAACCAGUCCCUGAAGACAUGACCCUUGACCGGGGGAGUCUGGAGGAAGAGGAAGACAAUGCAGAGUACACUGUCAUCGAUGACAACGAAGUGGAGGACAUCUUACAGGAAGACCCAUAUGAAACGAUAGAAUCUGUCGAUGACAAAGAUGAUGAGAACAUCUCACAGGAAAAAACCUUAUGAAAAGAUAAAUGUGUAGUUGCCUUGGAAGAUGUAUUAGUCAACCAAUGAGAAUAAUGAAAAGAAAAUGUAUUUUGCUAUAUUUGCUGUAGGUAAUGUAAGAUGUUGAUGGAUGUCUGCUAUAAGGACCGAUUUGGGAUCGGUAUAUCAACAGCAAACCAGUAUUGUCAGAAUAAGAUCA